Tilletiaria anomala UBC 951 is the source of this 705-nucleotide messenger RNA. RefSeq lists its product as uncharacterized. The record is from RefSeq and is a predicted model, not a curated record. The transcript has a single exon. Lineage: Eukaryota; Fungi; Basidiomycota; Exobasidiomycetes; Georgefischeriales; Tilletiariaceae. The coding region runs from base 298 to 591 and encodes 97 amino acids.
CAUUGAUACAGGUUCCGAACAAGUGCGUCCGAUCAUCGUAGCAACGCAUGGUCGUUUCUGUUGGAAUCGAACAUUCUUUCCGUGAUGUUCCAAGUUCACGGCCUGGUCAUAGCAGCAGCACUGGCGCUCGUCCGCUUCGACACCAGUGUCAGGGCUCGCCCACAAGCUGCUCACGACGCCCAAGGAACGCAGUAAGAACUCUACAACCUAUGUGCCGAAAAGCUCGAGCUUCCGAUCGAGGUGUACACCAAUGUGCAAUGUCUAUGCAAGUAAUUGGAUGGACGAACGACUUCCCGGAUGGAUACGUCCGCUGAUGCCCCCUUGGUCGCUGCAACAUCUCGCUGUGCGUCACCAUGCUGUCCAACUCGAACAAGGAGUUUAUUUUGGGGCACGCAGCUCGACAGCUUUCUCACGUCCUCGGACUUCUACAUGCAAACCGGGUUCAUGAUGAUGUCCAAGAUGUGUAUUGUACUGUACAUUCUCAACGCUCGCCUCCCAGCCACCGACUACCAGGUGCUAGCAGAUGUCUACGGCCGAAGAGACACGACGUCGUCCAAGGAGAACGAGACGCCCGCAAAGAAGUCAUACUAAACUAAAUUCGGAACCUGCCUUGAUACCUUUGAUUGGAAGCUCAAGAAAAUGGCAGAGGAGCUGCAGUUGCUAAAUUUCGACUAGCUCACCAAGGGUAAAGUCGGCGCUACAUGG